Messenger RNA from Lathyrus oleraceus (garden pea), 821 nucleotides. Its product is annotated as putative F-box/LRR-repeat protein 9. The transcript is spliced from 2 exons. Gene Ontology annotation, molecular function: protein binding. Bases 3 to 821 code for a protein of 272 amino acids. The record is from RefSeq and is a predicted model, not a curated record. NCBI's taxonomy places the organism in Eukaryota, Viridiplantae, Streptophyta, Magnoliopsida, Fabales, Fabaceae.
CAAUGACGUCGUUUUCAAUCCCAGCUACAAACCCAAACUGGCUCGAACUUCCCAAAAAAAUAACAGCAAACAUCCUCAAGAGACUUGACACUGUUGAAAUUCUUACCAGCGCACGCAAUGUUUGUCCUUAUUGGUGGAACAUUUGCAAAGACACUCUCAUGUGGCGUACUAUUCGCAUGAGCGAUAUUCACAUAUUACAUUAUAAUUCUUCUAACUUAUCCAAGAUUUGUUGCUACGCAGUGGACAAAAGUUGCGGUGGUCUCCAGGAUAUUUAUAUUAAAUAUUUUGGAAAUGAUGAUCUCCUCAAAUAUGUAGCAGAUAGGGCGAGUCAGUUACGACGCUUAAGGAUUGAAGAUUGCCCGAGAUCAUUGUCAAAAGAAGGGUUGAGUGAUGCUGUAAAGAAAUUUCCACUGUUAGAAGAGCUUCAUAUUUCAAAAUGCCACCUCCUCCAUACAGCUUCUUUUGAUACUAUUGGUCAAUCUUGCCCUCUUUUAAAAUCGUUAAAACUUGAAAGUUUUUUGGCUGAAAAUGAAGCAUGUGAUCGUCAGGCUUUUGGUAUAGCUGGAAAAAUGCCUGGACUGUGUCAUCUUGAAAUUUUGAAAAAUAAUCUUUCUAAUGAGGGAUUGAUUGCAAUUCUUGAUGGAUGCCCUCUUCUUGAGUCUCUUGACAUUAGAGGAUGUUUGCAUUUGGAUUUGAGUGAAAGUAUAUGGCAAAGAUGCAAGAAACAGGUCAAAGACUUACGCCUUCCUGCUGAUUAUAUAGAUGAGCAGGAUGAUACUUGUGGUGAUAUUCAUCUUAACAGCAACAUUUGUUGUGUCUAA